Messenger RNA from Prorocentrum cordatum, 4716 nucleotides. NCBI's taxonomy places the organism in Eukaryota, Dinophyceae, Prorocentrales, Prorocentraceae. The record is from the annotation of a GenBank genome assembly.
AGCCGGCUCGAAACGGGCCGGCGCGGCAUCGGGCCACGGGGCAGCGGCCGCGCCGCGGCGCGCGCGCCCCAUGCCGCGCCCCUCGCAGAGGUCGCAGGGCGCGGCCUCGCUCGGCCCGGAGGCCGGCCAGGAACCCGCGGGCGGCCAGCGCAAGGUGAGCCACUUCGACGACUCCGACGACGACGUGGCGAAGCCGCCGGGGCCCUUUGGCGGUGCCGCGAGGCCCUCGCGCCAGGGCAAGGUGGGCCACUUCGACGACUCCGACGACGACGAGGCGCAGCCGCCUCCCGGCGGCGCCGCGGCGCGCCAGAACAGGCUGAGCCCCUUCGGCGCCGCCCCGAGGGCCUCGGGGGCGGUGAGCCCCUUCGGCGCCGCCCCGAGGGCCUCGGGGGCGGUGAGCCCCUUCGCCAGUUCCCCGCGGGCCUCCGAGCCGCACGUGGUGCCCCCCGGCGGCGCCGCCACCACGGCCGUGGAGGCCGGGCCCGCCAGGGCUCGCCAGGGCAAGGUGGGUCACUUCGACGACUCCGACGAGGACGUGCGGCAGGACGUGGCCCCGCCGCCCUCGCGCCCGCUCGGCGGCGGCGGCCCGGCGCGGCCCAGCGGCGCCGGCGCCGCCGCCGAGGCCGCGCUGGUGCCCGAGCCGGCUGCCUCGAAAGCUCCCGCGGGCGGCCGCAGGGCUGGCCGACGGAGCCCCGACGCCCCCGCCGCCGCCAGUGAGGACGCCGUCGCCGCGGGCCGCCCGAGCGCCUUCGGGCUGGGCGGCGGCCCGCUGCAGCCGCUCGGCGGCGGCCCGCUGCAGCCGCUCGGCGGCGGCCCGCUGCAGCCGCUCGGUGGCCCGCUCGGCGACCCGUUCGGGGGCCCGCUGCAGCCGCUCGGCGGCGAGCCGCUGCAGCCGCUCGGCGGCGGGCUGCAGCCGCUCGGCGGCGGGCUGCAGCCGCUCGGCGGCGGGCUGCAGCCGCUCGGCGGCGGCGGGCUGCAGCCGCUCGGCGGCGGCGGGCUGCAGCCGCUCGGCGGCGGCCCGCUCGGCGACCGUUCGGGGGCCCGCUGCAGCCGCUCGGCGGCGAGCCGCUGCAGCCGCUCGGCGGCGGGCUGCAGCCGCUCGGCGGCGGCGCCGUCCGCCGCGGGCGCGGCGCCGGAGGCCCCCGCGCCGCAGCCGCCCGCCGCGGAGGCCCCGCGGGGCGGCCGCAGGGCCGGGCGGCGGAGCCCCGACGUGCCGCCGGGCGGCGGCGGCGGCGAGGCGGCGGGGGCGCCAGGGCAGCCGGCUGGGGCCCAGGAGGCCCCAGAGCCCCGCAAGUCCGAGGGCUUCGCCUGGGCCGCGGCGAUGGCCGAGGUCGAGCAGAAGCAGCGGGAGCCCAGCCCCAGGCCUUCGGCACUGGCGCCGACGCCCAGCCCCAGGCCUUCGGCGCUUGCGCCGUCGCUCGGCCCCGGGCCUUCGGCUGGGCAGGCACUGGCGCCGACGCUGGCGCCAGUGGCUCAGGCGCCGCCCGCAGAGCCCGCCGAGGACGGGCCUGGCAGGUACCGGGUGGUGUCGGCGGGUCCGCUAAAGGAGCUGCCCGUGAGCGCGGAGUGGUCGCGCACGAGCGCGGCGGUGGCCCAGCUGGCCAUCGGGGCCGAGGUGGAGGUGCUGGAGGUGUCCGGCCAGCUGGACGGCGGACGCCGGCGCGCCCGCAUAACGAGCCCGGCUGGCUGGAUCACCUUGGCGAACACGAACGGUUCCCGCUUCGCUGAGAGAGUGCCCGAGGCGCCAAAGCCGGAGGAGCCGCCUAAGUCGGCGCCGGUGGCGGACGCCCAGAAGCAGGAGCCCGCCCCCGCCGCGGGCGUGCCCGGCGCCCUGGCCGCCGAGCGGGCGGAGCCCGAGGAGCCGGAGGACGACGAGGUGCCCUUCGAGGAGGAGCUCCUCGACGAGGACGAGGACGAGGCUGGGCAGCCCGCGCUGCGCGGGGACGAGCAGCCCCAGGCGGCCGCGGCCGAGGACGGGCCAGGGACCUCGCCGGCGCCGGCGCCGGCGCUGGCACCGACGCUUAGCCCCAGACCCUCGGCGGCACUGGAGCUGGCGCCAACGUUGGCGCCUGUGGCUCCGUCACCGCUGCCGCCUCAGGCCCCCGCAGAGAAGGCGGCGGACGGCCCCGGGAAGUAUCGCAUCGUCUCCGCGGGGCCACUGAAGGAGCUGCCGGUGAACGCUGAGCGCUCGCGCACAAGCGCGGCCGUGGCCCAGCUCAGUAUCGGCACCGAGGUCGAGGUUGUGGAGGUGGCGCCAGAGCUGGACGGCGGCCGGCGGCGGGCGCGCAUCACAGUCCCCGCGGCUGGCUGGAUCACAGUGGCGAACGAGACCCCGGGAGGCUCGCGGUUUGCAGAGAGAGUGCCGGAGCCUGAGCCUGUGCCCCAGCAGACCGUGGACCAGUCCAUUGCGCAGGCGGAGGGCGCUUCGGCGCCGCCAGCGGAGUCGGAGGAAGCGCCGUUCGAGGAAGAGCCUCUCGAGGACGAGGAGGCUUCGCAGUCGCCACCUGCGCCCGCACCCUCGGAACCGGUGGACCAGGCCACGACGCAGGUAGUAGACGUUGCGGCGCCGCCGGCGGAGUCAGAGGACGUGCCAUUCGAGGAGGAGCCGCUCGAAGACGAGAAUGCCUCGAAUUCACCGCGCCCAGUGCCUGCAGCUGACCCGCCGGGACAGUCCGCGCCGCAGGAGCUUGCCACACCCGCGCCGCCAGCACCCGCCGCGCCCACGCCCCAGCUGGUGCCGCAGGAGGACGGGCCUGGGAAGUAUCGCAUCGUGUCGGCGGGGCCACUGAAGGAGCUGCCGGUGAACGCGGAGGUCUCGCGCAAGAGUGUGGCCGUGAUGCAGCUCGGCAUCGGCGCCGAGGUCGAGGUCGUGGAGGUGGCGCCAGAGCUGGACGGCGGCCGGAGGCGAGCGCGCAUCACCGUCGCCGGCCACGAGGCCGGCUGGAUCACGGUGGCGAACACGGCAGAGGGAGGCAUGAGGUUCGCGGAGAGAGUGCCGGCGCCGGCGCCGGCACAGGAGGACGAGAAGGAGGCGGAGCGCGGGGGGGAGCUGGAGACCGAGCCUCCCACAGCACCUUCAGCGCCCGCAGAUCCUGGCGCGGCCGCCGCCGAGGCAGCCGGGGAACCACCGGCGCCCGCGGACUCCAGCGCCGCCGCGGCGGGUACAGAGGAGGCGCCUGCCGCCGCGGCGGGCGCGGCCGCGCCCAAGAGCGAGCCGGGCCUCGCGAAGGGCGCGGCCGCCAGGCUGCUCAUGAAAGGCAUCCGGAGCGGAGAGGUCGGUCGCAUCAUCGACGCGUCCGCAGGCGAUGCCGCGGCGAAUGACGAGGGCACCGGCGAGGGCACCGGCGCCGCGGCGGCAUCGGCCGAGGACGAGUGGCGGCAGCGGGUGUUGCGCCAGUCGCCCCAGGAGGAUCCAGAGGAGAAGAUGCAGCGCGGACAGUCGCUGGCAGAGAACGUCAGGAAGCGCGGUUCUCUGGCGAGGCAGCAGGACCCAUUCAAGGACCUGCCCGCCGAGCAGCCCGCCGAGGGGCCGCUGACGCCCCGGGAGGCCGCGAAGGGCUACGUGGAGGGCCUCUUGUCCCCGCACCUCUCGCCGAGGGUUGCGCCCGAGGGCGCGCCCACGCUCGCCGACGUCGCGCUCGCGCAGACGUUGCUGCCGACCACGCCGCAGCGGUCGCCGCGCGAGGGCGUGGCGAGCAGCGGCGGCGCCCCCUCGGCCAGGAGGCCAGGCGGCAGGCCGCCGCUGGACCCGGAGCGCGUGCUGUCACAGAAGGCGAUCGAGAGGCGGGCGCUGAAGCUGUACGAGAACAACGUGAAGGUCGCGCUGCUGAACUCGCCCAGGGUGUUCGCGGGGAACACGGGCGCAGACGCGCCGAACUUGAGCCUGGACCGUUUGCCCGAGAAGGUCCGGUCCCAGCUGAUCAGUAGGUCGCGCGAGGAGGCCGAGGGCUGGCUCAAGACGCAGGAGGAGGUGGCGAGGAGGGACGCGGAGCAGGAGAGGGUCCAGGCGAAGCUGGAGCAGUGGUACCAGCAGCGCGAGGCGGCGCGCAUCGCGGAGGAGAAGCGGAAACAGGACGAGCGCGAUGAGUUGGCCCGCAGGGAGAAGGCCGAGCAGGAGAAGUGGAGGAAAAACCAGGAGCAGCUCAAGAAGCGCGUGGCGGAGUGGGCCGUGCAGAAGGCGGCAAAGGACGGGAUGAAGGAGCGCGCCGAGAACGAGGCCAAGCGGGAGGCUGCCGAGCUGGAGAGGCAGAAGCGGCGGGCCCAGAAGCAGCAGCUCCGCGAGUUCCACCAGAGGCGCAACGGCGACUCCACCCCGGCCACGCCCGGAGCGCCACAGUCCCACGCCAGCGACGCGCGGGAGCAGCCGCAGCCGCUGCAGCAGCCGCUGCCCAGGGAGAAGAAGGCUCGGAAGGCCCAGUCUCUGGCGCCGUACAAGAAGAAGCAGGAGGGCUUCCUUCGGGAGUGGGAUGCGAGUGCGGCCGCCGCCGUGCCGCUCCGCAGGCGCUGAGGCGGGCGAUGCACGCAAGAUGCGGCCGCGGACCAGCCCCAUGUGCUGCGCGGCCUUGCGCUCCUGCUGUAUUUUUUGCGCGGCCUUGCGCGCAUGAUGCUGGCUGCGCGCCCGCGCCGAGAGACUGCGACCUGCGCUGAGCGUCCUUCCUUGGGCGACCUGAGACCGAGGGCGACGCCGCUGGGGACUGAGAAGACCAAGCAAAAAGA